GGCCCCCUCUCCCAAGGGCAUCCCUGCGCGGAGACAGCAGAGCUCUCCAAGGGACAGCAGGCUGUUCACCCCCUCCGGCAGGGUCCUUGCUUUCUCACAUGGUUGGGGAGGGGUGUCUGCCUGCUCCCCGCUGCCUCCCACCGGGUACCGGAGAAGGACACAGUGACGGCAGAGACGCCGCUGGCCCCACAGCAGGGCAGACCUCCCCAGGGCUACUGUCUAGCCCUGCUCACGCUCACGUUGAACAUGAAUCCGGAGCAGUCAUCCUGGGAAGAAAGGGGUUGGCGAUCUAUGUAAGGCACCCACCUUUGCGUCUCGGCUCCCCUACUCUGACUCCAUGCACCCCUACCUGAAUGCAAAAGUGCUUCCUGGUGAGAUUGCGUUGAAACACCCCAGGCUUUCCUGGAAUGAGAUAGUGUCGCCUAACCAGCUCCUGAGACCCUGUGACCCGAAGGUCUGGCCAUUUCCCCACCCAAGAAAAUGCAGGGAAAGAGCAGAGACGGUGCAGAAGCCCUUGGAGGGGUGAGGCUGCCAGCAGCAGAGGUGUGGGUUCUAGGGCCUACAUGUGCAGAGUAAAUGCUUUCACUCUGCCAGCCGGAGAGAAACAGAAGCCCCACCCCUGUAAGGAACUGCACACAUCGCCCAGAGGCCCUCCAGUGAGUCCGUUCAGAGGCUUUCUAUCCCCAACACAAAUAUGAUCGAGAGCGCCCCAUGGGCGACAGUCCCAUUGUAGAAUGUGCUGCCCCAUUGUCCCUCAGAGCCUGCUUUAACUCGUCAGACAGCGCAUCAUGCUUGCUAUGGAGAAUGCAUCCGCGGCGCCCAUAGGUGGCUAGACCAACGCCCAGCCGCUCCCUGAAGCAGCUUCCUCACACAGCCUUGACCGCUGGCCCCCAGCCCUUCCUGUCCUCACGUUGAAGCACCCAACACCCACCUACCGCCCAGCCCUCGGCGAUGUGCUCGCGACACACGACACACACAGCCACACACAGAGACGGCAUGCGCAGCACAGGGCUAUCAACGGGGGCCGGUCCGACCUCGGGCACCACUCACAGCCCCUCCUUCGAAUGUCCCCCUGGAGCUGUCUUUCUUUGGAUCCAGUUCAAGGGGGUGGAGACUCGGUGAGAGUCAUCAGCUGCCCCUUCCCUCUGCCUUCCCAGCAGGUCUCUUAUCUCUGUCUCACAAGUCACCCCUGGCCCCUCUUCCUUCCUGGUGCUCGAAGACUCCAUCCCUGCUGGAAACCCCCCUGGCUUCUCAGCCCCCCUUUCCACCUUCGGGAAAACACCCGCUAUCUGCCGGCCAUCUUUUUCCUUUCCUGAGUGCAGGUCCCCACCAGUGAAAUCCAACCUCAAAACAGGAAGCCCCGGGCGAUUGCCCCUUCUGGGCCUGAGCUUGAGGCGGGCCAUGGGUGUGGGGCGAAGGCUUCCUGAAUGCCCGGCUCCCCCCCACUGCCUAUGCCCUGGCCCUGCCCAGAACUGAUGGCCUUCAUUAGCCCCUGGCACUUAUCUUGGAGCCGCAGCCACCCACGGGACGUUCCCAGCCCUUCUCUCUGCCUGCCCUUAGCCCAGCAGCGCCAUGGGGAACUGUCUGCAGCACCAGGUGGCGAAUGAGGACGCUACUAAGUUCACCUUCGAAGAUGACAUUUGGGAUGACUUUAAUGAUUCCUAUGGCCUGAACUAUAACUACAGUAACGUGGACGCCGCCGCCCCCUGCCGCUCCUGCAGCCUGUUGGACGACUCCUCCUUGCCCUUCUUCAUCCUCACCAGUAUCCUGGGCAUCCUGGCCGGGGGAGCCGUCCUCUUCGCCCUCCUCAGACCUCUCUUCCACUGGCAGGUGUGCCCCGAACGGCCUUUCCUAGUACAGCUGGCCGUGGGCAGCACUCUCUUCAGCAUUGCGGUGCCCUUCCUGGCCCCAGGGCUUAAAGAGCUCCAGGGCACCCCUCUGUGCCACCUGGCCCACAUGGUCUGGUACAGCUCAGCCUUCGCCCAGGCUCUGCUGAUAGGGUGCCAUGCCUGCCUGGGCCCCAAAAUGGGCACAGGUCAGGUCCCCAAUCUCACCCUGAGGCUUGGUGUGGGACUCUGGGGAACGGCUGUCCUGCUGGGGCUGCCGGUCACCCUGGCCAGUGACACUUCUCAUGGAUUCUGCUCCCUGACAUUCAGCAAGAGCCACUGGUUUCUGCCGCUGUCACACGCCAUUGCCUGCUGCGCCAUCUUCACCUUGCUGCCGCUGGGUUUGCUGGGAGCCAAGGCGAUAAUGAAAAUACGGGGCAGGGGGCAGUGUCCCUGGGCCAAUGUCCUGUGGGCCUGGUUUGUGUUCUGGUGGCCUCAUGGGGUAGCUGUGGGCUUGGACUUCCUCGUGAGGUCCAAGGCCUUGGUCCUGUGGACAUGUCUGGCCCAGCAGGCUCUGGACUUGCUGCAGCACCUGGCGGAGGCCCUGGCCAUUCUGCACUGUGUGGCCACACCCCUGCUCCUGGCCCUGUCCUACCACCAGACCGCACGCGCCGCCCCGCCCCCCCUGCCCCUGCCUCUGAGACGGCCUUCUCAUCUGGACGCCCAGGGAGGAAAGUCCUAGCUCUCUUCCUGCCUGUCCACCUGAAUUAAAGUGUACGCUGCUUUAAUGAA
Messenger RNA from Mustela erminea (ermine), 2618 nucleotides. It is a transcript of the gene ACKR1, whose product is annotated as atypical chemokine receptor 1 (Duffy blood group). Gene Ontology annotation, molecular function: C-C chemokine binding. The record is from RefSeq and is a predicted model, not a curated record. Gene Ontology annotation, biological process: inflammatory response; regulation of chemokine production; chemokine-mediated signaling pathway. Lineage: Eukaryota; Metazoa; Chordata; Mammalia; Carnivora; Mustelidae. The transcript is spliced from 2 exons. Gene Ontology annotation, cellular component: membrane. The coding region runs from base 1573 to 2568 and encodes 331 amino acids.